Ectocarpus sp. CCAP 1310/34 is the source of this 4346-nucleotide messenger RNA. The record is from the annotation of a GenBank genome assembly. Lineage: Eukaryota; Phaeophyceae; Ectocarpales; Ectocarpaceae.
GGCGAAGCACGAAGAGCCAGCCUGCACUACGUGCUCCGAAUCUUUUUCAAUCGUCUCUGCUGUCCGUUCAACGUAUCAGGGAAGUGCAAGUUGACUACAGGUUUCCCUGCUGCCAAACCGAAAAUGACUCAUGUCUUGCGGGGUACGCGGCACUACUCUUGGUCAAGGGCCGCGGCGUUCUUGAGAACCACCGCAUCCUCCACCGCUGCUGCUGCUGCUGCCCCUGGAACACAGCGACUACCUCCUGCACGCCUGCAGCAGCUGCGUCCACCCGCGGUUCGCUUCGGUACCGCCGCUACGGCUUCUGCGGGCCAGCCAACUUCUGCGAUCAGCACGCGGAACAACGACCCCAAGGUUUCUUCAACUGAGGUCCUCCCAAGCGAACGGCAGGUGGAAGUGCUAUGGGAUGACGGGCACAACUCGUACUUCGACUAUACUUGGCUGCGAGUGAACUGCCCGUCCUUCUUGCACGAGAGCGGUCAGAGAACCUUGUUUCCGGGAGAUGUGGAUCCAGGAUUAAAGCCAGUGGAGACAUCGGCCGGCGAUUCCCGAGUGAGCAUCACCUGGUCGGACGGGCACCUAAGCUGCUACGGGACGGCCUGGCUGCGAGAGCACGACAACUCCCCCUCGGCGCUGCACGAGCGCAGCCACGGGAGCCGGCCGGCCCCCCUCCGCGCUUGGGACGCGAUCCCUAAGGUGGAUGCUCGAGACUACAUGGAGGACGGCGGCGCGGUGUACAGGACGCUGAGAAAGAUCAACCGGGUGGGUGUGGUCCUGCUCGAGAACGCCGGGGCCGAAGAGGGAACGGUGCUCGACUUGGCUCGCCGCGUGGCACCCGUGUCCCACCACACCCUCUACGGCGAAAUGUUCGACGUGAUCUCUCAGGAUAACCCGCGUAACUUGGCCUACACCAACGAGCGACUGCGUAUGCACAUGGAUCUCGUCUACUACGAGAGCCCUCCAGGGUUGCAGUUUCUCCACUGCCUGGAGUUCGACGAAGGAGCAAAGGGUGGCCAGACGAAUUUCCUCGACGCUUUCGCCGCAGCAGACCACCUCCGGGAAAAAUUCCCGGAAAAGUUCGAGGUCCUGUCUCGUGUGCCGACGACGUUCGAGAAGAUCCGAGCUGCGGCCCCCCGUGUGGAUGGAGAGGGCAGAAACGUGCAAGCCCUAGAGCCGUCGCACAUGCAGUACCAAAGGCCCAUCUUUCAGUUGGACGCUAACGGGGAGCUUCUCGCGGUGACCUGGGCACCAAUGUUUGAAGGCGUGCUCAUGUGCCAGCCUCAGGACGUGGUCCCAUACUACUUGGCCUACAGGGAGUUCCAGCGCCUGGUCGAGGAGGGGCCCUACGCCGAGAGCCACACGGUCCGGCAGAGGCUCAAGCCGGGGCAGUGCCUAGUGUUCAACAACAGGAGGAUGCUGCACGGCCGCGAGGCGUUCACAACGUCCGAGAAAGGCUCGCGGUGGCUCCAGGGCUGCUACGUAAAUAUCGACGACGCCACGAGCCGCUUGUGCGGCCUCCACGUCAGCCGGCGCUCCUCCUCCUCCUCCCCCUCCUCCUCCUCGGCUCCCGAAUCCGGAACCGAUUAUGGUUCCGUCGCUCCGAACUACCUCACGAGGGUCGGGAACGGGUCACUCCCCGUCUCCUGGUAAAAACAUGACGUCAUUACCCGGGACACCGGCCGUCUCCCAUGGUUUGUUUUUCCCUCCUUACUUCUUGUUUUGUGACGCGGGAAAAGUAUGGUUCGGUGGUGGUUGGUUUCGCGUUCUUUGUGUUUUCUACCUCCACACGCCUUCUUCCCGCUCGUCUGCCGGAAUGGCUGGUACCGUGAGGAAUUUUCCCGGGACAGUCUUUCUGUGACUGCUUUUUGUGUUACACAACAGCAGUGUGUGUGCACGUUUUUUUUGUUGUUGUCGGCACGGCCGUGCGUUUCUGUAUUGCAGUUAGUUGCACUUUCGUGCACCUAUUUAUCGCACCGCCCGCGCGUUUAUGCCCGAGCGGAGGGAGAGUUAGGCGGACAGUUGACGCUGGUGGUUUUCUCGUCAGUAUCCUCUCUCGCUAUGGCGUGUGUUUCUUGUUCUUGUCGAUUCUUGUGGCGAGUUCGUAAAGAGAUGGUGGCGGUCGGUGGUGUUCAUCUGCAGGGGUAAAGCAGGUCCACGAGUAAAAACAAAGAGAGAGUCGUUACUGUAGCUGCACGCACGAGAUAUAUCUGUGUGCGCGUUUUAAGGUUUUGGUAUUUCACACGUGGAUGCAUGUGCGUGUGUGUGUUCUUGUUCUUGUGGUUCUUCAGUCGACAUCGACCUCGCUAACCUGCUGACGGAUAGACAAACGUCAUUCUGCUUGGGGAGGAAGUCUGGAUUUGUAGCACUGCAGAGUAAUUUUGUCCAACGCUUGCCUGCGCGCGACGCAGCGAAUAGGGCAGAGAAAGCUCGAAGCGACCUGAAGACGGGAGGGAGCACACCGCGGUUCCGAGGUGCGAUGGUCGUUACUAUGACUAGUUUAUGUUAAUGAUCAUUCAUGGCCUAGAAUUUGUCGCAACAGGAUAAUCGUCACGUCGCUGUGUCUUAUCUGUGGUUUGACGGAGUGCGAUGCGUGAUUUUUUUUUUUUAUCCAGUGGGCCAGAGAAACAUAGAAAAGCUGCAAUGGCAAUGUCACUUGGUGGAAACGUCAAACGUCACUGAGCCGUGUGGGAUCAUAUAUCCGCUCGCAGGUUACUUGUAGCGGUAGACUUGCAGCAUAGACUGACGGAGAAGAGUAGUUCAACGCGUAUUUCUAGCGGUUUACUUUGGGUUUUCGUAGUCGUUUUUGUGUGCCUUUGAAUUUUGUUCGAUACAGGUAGAAAUUGUGAAAUUGUGGUAUGUGUCCGGUCCAUUGAGCCGCGUGGUAUUCCGAUAGACUGCUGCUGCCUUUUUUAGGGCAGGAGAAAUACCCAAGAUGUCCUCGAGGAACUGUCUUGGAUCUUUGUGACAUAGAGAAGAUACGGCAAUCCCCCCUCCCCGGCUGUCUGAGGUCAAUGGUCUAACGACUACGGCAUGCACGACUAUGAGUACAACCGGGCUGUCUGGGUUUCGUGGAUUUCCAGAUUUGGGUCUUGGUAGGCAUGUCUCCUUGUGGGAAACCAAACCUCUCCACCUGCAAGGGAAGGAAGGACCUCUGGCAUUCCCGUGGGGCUUUGAGAUACGCACAACCCCUAAAUGGGGAAGCGUAUACGUUCUUCGAUUGGGAAUUGCAGUAGAGACGGAUGCCUGACACCCCCCUGUAGGGGUAGGUGUUUUUCUUUCUGUGCGUGCGUUGUCUCGGAAAAGAGAUGGCAGCGUGGGAGCGGCUGGAAUGGCGGGGUCUCACCCGUCCACCCGCACUAUCUCCCCGAACAACGCUGUUGUUUUUGAGGGGCGCGUGAGAUUGGGCUAUGCAUAGAUUGUGUGCAAGGAAAACAAAUCAAGCUCUGCUGCGCGCGCACUGCAUGUUGGGCAUCCAGCUAAAAGACAGCAGCAAACAGCGGUGGCAGCGAAAUCGUAAUUCCUGGUGGAACAAGCACCACACUAUCAGACGUUUAAAGCACAAUUUUCGAUCGCUUCAUUAACCGUCGCUUUGUGGCAAGAUUUUUUCUUCUUGGCCGUGCUUUGUCGCUUUCAUUCAAGAGGACGGAAGAAGAGGAGGUACUGGAAGCGAUGCACUUUUACCGUGUGAAAACACCCGUCACCGCGAAGACAACGUCGACGAUGUCUCGGGGGUGACAAAUCGUUCACUCAUUCUUGGCUCUCCCUCUCUCGGAGAACAAAAAAAAAACGAUCCCGGCGUUGCCGCUGACCACCCACCGGCGUUUUUCAACACCCAAAACUCUUGUCACUCAAGAUAGCGAAGGCCACACACGCUUCGGCCGUGCAGGCGCUCCAAUCAAAGCAACCUUUCCCCAAAAGCCAGAGAAACACACGAAACACGCCAGCACCAUCACGUCCAAUCAAUUCUACAUCGUACACGUCCCUUCACGAUCCGCACAGGUCAAGGACCUGUUUUGACCAAACAUGGCACGAUCCGAUCACAUCUCCGUCUCUCACCCUCCCACCCCCAGCUCCUCGAUUGCUCUCUUCCUGUCGCCCCUUCCUCUCUACGCGCAUGCUACCACAUUCUACUCGAACGAAACGCCGAAGCCAAACUGAAGAGGCCUUUCCCUGUGGAGAUCGCGAGGUGAUCGUCUCAGCACGUGGGCGUAGUUGAUCUCUAGCCUGCCGACACCUGGUGCUCUCGCCCACAAAAAGGUUUCGAAAGAGGGAGGGCAAGGGUGACGCUUUCAGACGGGACAGCGAUGGUGAAUAGAACGACUACGAUGAUAACAUCAACGCCCCAG